Molecule: messenger RNA, 636 nt
Organism: Medioppia subpectinata
Lineage: Eukaryota; Metazoa; Arthropoda; Arachnida; Sarcoptiformes; Oppiidae
Source: the annotation of a GenBank genome assembly
AUGGUUAAAUAUAGUGACAAAAAACAAACGGUAAACAAUGAAAUCACCACUACUUCGGAGACAUCGACUGUCAGUUCACAGACAGAAGUGAUGGGUUUGUGCGGAAAGAAUGGCACAAAUAAUACCUCAAACAAUAAUCUGCCGGCAAUUAUAAGGGGUUUUCUGUUUGAUUUAAACGACUUGGAAAGGACUCGAUUGAAACAGUUGUUCAGUUCAGCGACUCUUAUCAGGGAUCCAGUGGUGACGAUGGCAUCGGAGGCCAAUACAGGGCCCGAAAUAUUACGAGUGUUUCAAAUCAGGACUGAAAUACAUUUUCGGCGUAUAAUUAAAAUGUGUAAAACAAUGACUGAAUUCACAGAGUUGUCCGAAACCGACCAAAUAAUCCUAUUGAAGACCUCGUGUCCGGAGAUUAUAUGCCUCUUAAAUAUUCUCACAUAUGAUUUUGUGGGCGAAUUCUGGACUCUUUAUAUCGGCUAUGAUAAGGCGGCCAUAUUGAGAAUGGACAUUUUACGACAGGGCAUCGGACAUGUCUAUGAUUUUCAAAAAAGCUUUAUGUUUAAACUUAACCAAGAGUAUAAUCAAGACAUUAAUCUCAUGAAUUUGGAGGCUCAGGAUUGGGGUACGAGGCGUGGCUAA